Messenger RNA from Cyphellophora attinorum, 1410 nucleotides. RefSeq lists its product as uncharacterized. The transcript has a single exon. The coding region runs from base 1 to 1410 and encodes 469 amino acids. Lineage: Eukaryota; Fungi; Ascomycota; Eurotiomycetes; Chaetothyriales; Cyphellophoraceae. The record is from RefSeq and is a predicted model, not a curated record.
AUGCAAUUCGGCAUACCGGGACUUUCGGGGCGAUUCAGGAAUUACGGCAUACCACUGUUUGGUCGGAUAACACCAGACAGACUCGUGAUUGCAGCUAGAAAAGCGCCUGACGUGCAUCGAACGAGCGAAGCCACUGAUAGCGAUAGCAGCUUGUCACGUCUUGCAUCGUUCAAUCCGGAUCUGAUUAUCCAAGGCAAGAACUCGACAGCCACGACGCCAUUCUACGUCUGCAGCAGUAGCGACGGCUAUAGCCUCUUGCAUGCACUGUGGAUCAUGGUAAAGAGCACUUGGGUGCGAGGAAUGCGGUUCAAUCUGCUUGUGACUGGUGACGAGUCACGGCAGAGAUCUUCAUUUGCUGAUCGGCUGGUGAAGCGAGGUGCCAUUCCGUGGCUACAUGAAUUCAUUGACUCUAUACGCGUCAAUGUUGCAGAAGCUGAUGACGGGAGCCAACGUCGUCUGAGCGACUUUCUCUCCCAUAGCGAACGUCUGUAUCCAGAGGUGACCAACAUCAACAUUUACGCUGUCGUAUGUGCCAGCCUCGAGACUUUGAACUCGCAUGCGGACACGAUGGUCCUACAAAAUCGAUAUUGUACAGCCGAAACACUCUACGAACGCAUAUGCUACGAAGCCUGCAGCGUCGUGCGCACGAGGACAGCCAAGCUGGUCGAUGUUUCCACCAAGAUGCCAGAUGGAAUAAAUCGGAUUUGUAAGCUGAUCGCGAUCAGUGCGUUCAGAUUGUGCGAAUUGCGCAGCGGUGCGAUAUUCGAGUUUCCGCAACUGCGGAGAACAACAUCUCACACGCCCUCGACAGAAGCCAGUCAGUCGAGAAACUCUAGUGUGGAUCUCGGUACCUCCGUCCAGCGACAAGACCUUGAUCUUCCCACGAAAACCACGGUUCAGGAGUCACCCAUCGUUGCAGAAGCAGUUGUGGCGAGUCAGGCGCACGAGCUGAUCCUGCCACCCGCCGGAACGCGGACUACAAGGCUCGAAGGAUUGGAAGCAAUCGACAAUGCUAUCUUGAGCGGUCUGCUUGCCUUCCGCCUACCUUGCGCAACUCCAAUCGCGGAGUGGAACAUUCGCAUCAACGAGAUGCUACUUACCCUCUUCACACGAAAGCGCGAUUACGAUAACGCGGAAUCUUGCAUGCGACGGUUGCAUCAGACUUACGAAGCCCUUCUCAAUGACGCCAAAGAGAAAGGGAACAAGCCCAAAGUUGAGAUGCUCGAAGAUCUUGUUGAGAAUCUGAACGGCUGGCUUGCUCGCAGUGGGGAGAUGAGGGCGGAGGAGAAACAUAAGGUGCAUGGCGAGGCUCUCGCACAGUCACAUCGGUAUGUACGGAAAUGGUGGGGUGAGCGUCUUUCGCCCAAGGAGGGAUACACGGGGCUCAUCUGGACGUUUCGAUGGGCGUAG